This is a messenger RNA of Neurospora hispaniola, 474 nucleotides long. RefSeq lists its product as uncharacterized. The coding region runs from base 1 to 474 and encodes 157 amino acids. NCBI's taxonomy places the organism in Eukaryota, Fungi, Ascomycota, Sordariomycetes, Sordariales, Sordariaceae. The record is from RefSeq and is a predicted model, not a curated record. The transcript has a single exon.
AUGGCGGAAAAAACAAAGACAGAUGACGAGGCGAUGGAAGACCUCGUUCAGUAUCUCGAGAAAGGGUACACUACACCCCACGAUUGGGCGCCCGCCUUGUCAAUUUUCUUCAAGGCACUGGCAAUGAAGCACUUCACCCCCGUUGCCCUUGUAGAGGGCAAGGACCUUACAUUCAAGAGUUUGAUGAGGCUGUUGAGGGAUUUGUCGAUGGACCGUAAUGCGAGCAUGUUCAUGGGCAUCUCCAUUACUACCUCUACGUUGCGUCAAAGAUUCCCUUCAUACUACGCUCAAGACGUCAAGGCCGAUGUAUUCGACUUCGAGACCAACAGUGCCUACACCCUUCGUAUCACCGAGGACACUCCAACUUCCGAGCUCAGUUACCUUACUCUCAACGGCAAGGGCCCUGCUACGGUUACUGUCAGCGUCCAGAGGAAAGAGGAUGCUACUGCCAGCGAGGCCAAAUCGGAGGGUUAG